AACGGUUCCAAUUUCGGUUCGUAAAAAGUAUUUUUGAAAACGGUGGUCUAAUAAUAGUAUACCAUAUAACUGAAGUAAUAAUUUUUUCUAGAAAUUCGUAAAUUAUAUUUCGUUUUCUUUUUCGAGAUUGUUAAUCUAUAUUAUUUUUGAAAAACAAUGUCGAAAGAUAAAACAACAAAGAGAAAGCAUGAGAAAAUCAUGACUACUUUUCAUGUGUAUAAUCUUUUCGUUAAUAAAGCAUUAUACUGAGCUGAAGUCUUUUGUAAUAGUUUUAGGUGCAUAGUUACACAAGAAGAGAAAUUUUAACUUCAAAGUCUCGUUCUUAGUUAGAGUUAGAACAAUUUUACUAUAUUUCAUGAAGGUCAUUUUUAGAAGAAUCAGCUUUAAAAAUACAAUAUUUUGUUUGAUUUCUUACUACGAUAGAACACAGCUGAAGAACCCAUAACGUUUUUUAUUUGGAAAAAAUGAUUCUUCAGACGAAAAGCUGUCUUUGAUAACAAAAAGCUCGUUUAAUACUUUUAGCUAUUUUUGACUUCUCUUACUAUCCGGAUCCUAAAAAUACGCAUAGUUUAUUGCUGCUACAAUGGUAAAUUGAUUUCUCUGAUUUUAGUUUAUGUAAUACUGAAUCAGUCUCCCCUGUUACUAGCAAAACUUUUUCGAAAUCCCUAGGCUCUAAUGAGCACAUUCGGGCAGCUUCCUCAUUAUUUAUCGUUCUUUUUCGUCAGUCAUAACACUAAGCAACACAUAUCUCUAGUUCAGUAUUUAACAAUGUCUAUAUUAAUAAUUAUUAGACAUGAUGUAUUGAUGACUAGAAAUUAUUUUUAUGCAUUAAUCAACUUUUUUCUUCAGUCCCAAAUUUGUAACUAAAGAAGAACAUGAAGCUGUGGCAUUACGACGACGACAAGUAGAAGCUGAAGCUAUUCGUCAACGUAAUGAAGAAUUGCGUAAAAAAUAUACUUCAUUCAAAAAGGAAGCUGAACAAACAGCUACAAAAGAUGAUCAAACAGGUCGAGCAAGAAACGACGUACACAAGGAAGAAAAGAUUGAGUACCGUAAAUGA
Molecule: messenger RNA, 1060 nt
Organism: Rotaria sp. Silwood2
Lineage: Eukaryota; Metazoa; Rotifera; Eurotatoria; Philodinida; Philodinidae
Source: the annotation of a GenBank genome assembly